AUGAGCCCGUAUGCCGCAACUGCUGAGCCCGCGCCCCAGAGCCAGCAACCUCCGCUGCGCAGCCACGAGCUGCUGCUCCCGAAGCCAGAGCGCCUCGGGCCCGUGCUGCACAAGAGAAGACGCCGCAGUAAGAAGCCUCUGCACCGCAGCUGGACAGUGGCCCUGCUCUCUGUGAGGAGAGAAAGCCUGCCCAGCAACAAAGGCCUAGUGCUGCCCAAAGUGAAUAAAUGA
Molecule: messenger RNA, 231 nt
Organism: Rangifer tarandus platyrhynchus (Svalbard reindeer)
Lineage: Eukaryota; Metazoa; Chordata; Mammalia; Artiodactyla; Cervidae
Source: the annotation of a GenBank genome assembly